AUGUCUGACCCGUCGGACGAAUCCACGCGACCGGCGAAACGCGCGCGCCUCGACGAUAAUGCCGCUCCCUCGCUCUCCACUACCUCGACAUCAGCUCCGAACACAGCUCCGAUUCCCACGGCCUCGAUUCUCUCGGCACCAGCAACCAUUGACACGGAUCUGGAGCGCGAAGUACGCGCCGGUAUAACCGAAUAUGUCUGCCCGGAUAACCUGGGUUUUACGGGGGUGCUGAAGCAGAGGUAUACGGAUUUUUUGGUCAAUGAGAUUGGGUUGGAUGGGCAGGUGCUGCAUUUGAAGAGCACGGAGGUAGUGGAUAAGAAGAAGGCUGGGAAGGAGGAUGUUGAAAAUACAAAUGGUGCAGGUGGAAAGAAGCCUGAGAGUACGGCAGCGACUGAGGAGACGGUCGAUGCUGUUAUGCAGGAUGCGGGUGUUGUUGGUGAGACUACGCUUGCGGUGCCCGAGCCGGUAAAGGUGGAAGAUGCGCCGAAGGAGGAGGAGAAUGGUGGGGAGGAGAUUAUUGGGAAACCGCCGGUAGCUCAGGAAGAGCCUGAAGAACAGUUGCCGGAAGAAGAUCGCAAUAUUCUCCACUCGAUAUUCGGCGAACAGACUACCGACGAGAUCGUAAAACUUGUCAGACAAGUACGGAGAAAGGAAUCGCGAAAGGCAAAAGACUUCAAAGCCGUCAUAUCAUCGCCCAUAACCGACAAAGACAAGCGUACCCAAGCGCACCAGAGUCUACGUCGGAUCUUUCCCAACCUCCUCGAGAGCGCGAUGGAGGAGAACCAGACUAUACGCAUCAAGGCCACUCCACCAGCAGAGCGCAAAAAGAAGAAGGGCAAGGGCGGCGCAAAGGAUCGCGAGAACCAGGGAGGCCGACGCGGAGGUCAAGAUUGGGAGGAGCUUGGUGGUGAAUACCUGCACUUCAACCUGUACAAGGAGAACAAGGAUACAAUGGAAGUUGUAGGGUUCCUAGGGAGCAAGCUCAACUGCGGCGCCAAGGGCUUCGGCUUCGCAGGCACAAAAGACAGACGAGCAUGCACCGUCCAAAGAGUCUGCGUCAAGCGCCAAUUAGCCCAGCGCAUCCAGAACUUCAACAAGAUCCUGUUCAAUGCCGCCGUAGGAGACUUUGAAUACCGCCACAACGACCUAAAGCUAGGAGACCUGAUGGGCAACGAGUUCACCAUCACCCUCCGCGACUGCCAUUUCCAAAGCGAGGAAGGACUAGACUUUGCUCAGCGAAGUAAAUUGGCCCACGAUGUAGUCAGCAAAGCCAUCACCGACUUCUCCCAAAAAGGCUUCAUCAACUACUACGGUCUCCAACGCUUCGGCUCCUUCGCCGCCAGCACCGACGCCAUCGGCCGCAAGAUGCUACAAGACGACCUCAAAGGCGCAGUAGAAGACCUCCUCGCAUACAGCGACACCGCCCUCGCCUCUGCCCUAAACCCGUCCGAGUCCACAACUCUAGUCUCUCAAGACGACCGCAACCGCGCCCACGCCCUGCACAUCUGGAAAACCAAAGGCUCCGGCACCGAAGCCCUCGACUUCCUGCCCCGCAAAUUCACCGCAGAACGAAACAUAAUCCAGCAUCUAAGUUCGCGCAAUAGUAAAUCAGGCCGCUACGACCGCAAAUCAGACUGGCAAGGCGCACUCAUGACAAUCCCGCGUACACUGCGUUUAAUGUACGUCCACGCCUACCAAUCCCUCGUCUGGAACAGCGUAGCAGGCAAACGCUGGGCUACCCACGGCGAUAAGGUCGUCGCAGGCGACCUCGUCCUCGUAAACGAACACCGCGACAAAGAACAAGGCAGUACAGCCUCAAUACCAAAAGCAACACACGACCAAGACGGCGAACCCAUCAUCGAUCCCUCCGGCGACGACUCUUCCCUUGCUCCCGACGCGGAUUUCGAACGCGCGCGUCCGCUUACUGCUGAGGAAGCGGCCAGUGGGGAGUAUAGUAUCUGGGACGUUGUGCUGCCGCAACCGGGCUUCGAUGUCGAGUACCCUAGAAAUGAGAUUGGGGAGUACUACAAGACUUUUAUGGGGAGUGAGAAGGGUGGGGGGUUGGAUCCGUAUAACAUGCGGAGGAGUUGGAGGGAAGUCAGUCUAAGCGGGGGUUACAGAAAGUUCCUAGCCCGGCCACUUCAACCGCUUGAGUUCAAGGUUCAUAGUUAUAGGAAGGUGGAUGAGCAGUUUGUUCAAACAGACUUGCAAAGCCUGGGCCGCGAGAGAGAUGUUGGAAAGAAAGAUGGGGGUAAAGAGGAUGGGAAGGAGGGAGAGAUUGCAGACGCGCAGAUGGAGGACGGAGAGGAGAAGGAAGAGGCGGGAGAGGAAAAGAUUGCUGUGGUGAUCAAGUUGCAGUUGGCGAGUAGCCAGUAUGCUACUAUGGCGUUGAGGGAGCUGAUGAAGGCGGGGGGUGUUAAGGCGUUUAAGCCGGAGUUUAUGGGUGGGAGGUAG
Alternaria novae-zelandiae is the source of this 2454-nucleotide messenger RNA. RefSeq lists its product as uncharacterized. Gene Ontology annotation, molecular function: RNA binding; pseudouridine synthase activity. Gene Ontology annotation, biological process: pseudouridine synthesis. The record is from RefSeq and is a predicted model, not a curated record. The transcript is spliced from 2 exons. NCBI's taxonomy places the organism in Eukaryota, Fungi, Ascomycota, Dothideomycetes, Pleosporales, Pleosporaceae. Bases 1 to 2454 code for a protein of 817 amino acids. Gene Ontology annotation, cellular component: nucleus.